This is a messenger RNA of Striga hermonthica, 1737 nucleotides long. The record is from the annotation of a GenBank genome assembly. NCBI's taxonomy places the organism in Eukaryota, Viridiplantae, Streptophyta, Magnoliopsida, Lamiales, Orobanchaceae.
AUGGCCAAAAAUCCUCUACACUCAAUCUCAAUCCUUCUUCUCCUCCUCCUCCUCCUCCCUAUUGUCUUCUCCCAACCAAACUCAAUAUCAAACCCUACACCACGUUCCACAAUUUGCAAAUCCACCCCUUAUCCUUCCUUAUGCAACACCGUUCUCACUGGAUCAGACUCCUCUUCGUCUAGCAUCCACAAUUACAGUCGAAUUUCCGUAAAAAAAUCCCUCUCGUCCGCCCAAAAAUUCCUCGCCCUCAUCCAGAGAUACCUCCGGAGGCACAAAAAACUAACUGCAACUGCCGUCCGAGCCCUGCAGGACUGCGAAUUUCUCGCGCAGUGCAACGUCGAUAACCUAAUAAACUCGUCCCUAACCCUCGACCAAAACAUUAACUCCUCGUCCCAAACGCUCACCGAGCUCAAAACCGACGAUGUCCAAACCCUACUCAGCGCGAUACUCACCAACGCUCAGACGUGCAUCGAUGGCCUGCAGUCGACGGCCUCGACAUGGAGCGUCCGAUCCGGAGUCGUGAGUCCUUUAUCCAACGACACGCGACUUUUUAGCUUGUCGUUGGCUUUGUUCACGAAGGGUUGGGUUAGCAAUAAAAAAACAAGGAGGCCGCAUCAUCAUCACGGCGGUUUUCCGGCCGGUUUUUUAAAUAGAAAGCAACUAAAGUCGAGUGACGGGCGGUUCAACUUUCGAAUGUCGGAGAAGAAUAUGAGAAUCUUCCAGACGGCGACCAACCGGAGGCUGCUUCAGGUGGUCGACGAGGAACUCGACAGUCAUGUCGCCAUAAAUGAUAUCGUUAUCGUUAGCCAAAACAGAAAGGGGAACUUUAGCACGAUUAACGAUGCAUUGGCGAUUGCCCCAAACAAUUCGGACGGGUCAAAAGGGUAUUUCCUUAUAUACAUAAAGGCCGGCGUGUACGAAGAGAAUGUAUUAGUGCCAAAGAACAAGAAGUACCUAAUGAUGAUCGGAGACGGGAUAAACCGGACGAUUAUCACCGGAAACCGAAGCGUCGUUGACGGAUGGACGACUUUCAGUUCUGCAACUUUUGCCGUUGUGGCCCCCAACUUCGUCGCGUCCGACAUCACCUUCCGAAACACGGCGGGCCCCGCCAAGCACCAAGCUGUUGCCCUUCGAAACGGGGCCGACCUCUCGAUCUUCUACAAUUGCAGCUUCGAGGCUUACCAGGACACACUGUACGUCCACUCCCUCCGACAGUUCUACCGCAACUGCCAAAUCUACGGCACAGUCGACUUCAUCUUCGGCAACGCAGCCGUCGUUUUUCAGGGCUGCAACCUCCGCCCGCGCCUCCCGAUGCCCGGGCAGUUCAACGCCAUUACUGCACAGGGCAGAACAGACCCAAACCAGAACACGGGCAUCUCUAUCCAGAAUUGUACAGUUCAGGCAACCGAUGACCUGGCGGCCAGCAAUGGCACUGUCAAGACAUACCUCGGUCGACCAUGGAAAGAAUACUCGAGGACGGUUUACAUGCAGUCGUUUAUGGAUGGGUCGAUUGACCCGACCGGGUGGAGCGUGUGGAACGGGGAUUUCGCACUCAACACCUCGUACUACGCGGAGUUCAACAACAGUGGACCCGGGUCGAACACGAGAGCUAGGGUGACAUGGCCCGGGUUUCAUUUGAUCAAUCAGACGGACGCUGGCAAUUUCACGUUGUCGGCGUUUUUGCUUGCGGAUGAUUGGAUUCCAAGCUCGGGGGUGCCUUACAGAGGAGGGCUAUAA